AUGAGGAGUAGCAACACUACAGAGCCGACACGAAUCACCAUCCUGGGGACGGAUAAUAUUGUCGUCGACCAUGGCAUUUGGCUCAAUUGGGUGACGAAAGAUCUCUUCGACAACGUCAAAUCGUCGACCUACGUUCUUGUCACGGACACAAACUUGUAUGACACCUAUGUGCCUCCUUUCAAACAUGCCUUCGACGGCGCUGCAGACACUACCGUCAGGCCUCGUCUCCUGACGUUGGCUAUUCCACCUGGUGAAAUAUCCAAAUCGCGACAAUCAAAGGCGCAUAUCGAGGACUGGAUGCUUUCGCAACAAUGUACGAGAGAUACAGUCAUCAUUGCAUUGGGUGGUGGAGUCAUUGGUGACAUGCUCGGCUAUGUUGCGGCUACAUUCAUGAGAGGCAUUCGCUUCGUACAGGUCCCAACGACGUUGCUCGCAAUGGUGGACUCCUCCAUCGGCGGCAAAACCGCAAUCGACACUCCCAUGGGCAAAAAUCUGGUUGGAGCUUUCUGGCAACCCUCCCGCAUCUAUAUCGAUCUUGCAUUCCUCGAGACGCUACCCUCGAGAGAGUUCAUUAAUGGCAUGGCUGAGGUCAUAAAAACAGCAGCUAUAUGGGACGAGAACGAGUUCACCGCACUAGAAGCCAAUGCUCCAAGUAUCGUCGCUGCUGUGAACCAGCCCACUGGGCCCGGAAGACUGUUGCCCAUUCGCGAGAUAUUAAAGCGAAUCGUCUUGGGUUCCGCUAGGGUCAAGGCCGAGGUAGUAUCUAGCGACGAGCGAGAAGGUGGUCUUCGCAACUUGCUCAACUUCGGACACUCCAUUGGCCAUGCCUACGAAGCUUUGCUCACGCCACAGCUGCUUCAUGGCGAAGCGGUUGCAAUUGGCAUGGUUAAGGAAGCGGAAUUGGCCCGGUAUCUUGGCGUUUUGCGCCCAAGCGCUGUCGCUCGGCUAGCGAAGUGCAUUUCAAGUUAUGGCCUACCAACCUCUCUCGGCGACAAGAGGGUGAUCAAGUUAACAGCGGGCAAAAGAUGCCCCGUUGAUAUCCUUCUUCAAAAAAUGGCGGUGGACAAGAAGAAUGACGGCAGGAAGAAGAAGAUUGUACUGCUUUCAGCGAUUGGGAAAACCUACGAGCCAAGAGCUACCACUGUCGAAGACGCUGCGAUCAAGGUCAUGUUGUCAGCUUCUACCUUGGUCACACCUGGCGUGCCAACAAGCCUUGCUACAACGGUGACCCCUCCCGGGUCCAAAAGCAUUUCGAAUCGAGCUCUCAUCCUUGCCGCACUUGGCGAGGGAACAUGCCGCAUCAAGAACCUUCUACACUCCGACGAUGUCGAGUUCAUGCUUACAGCCAUCACCCGGCUCGGUGGAGCUUCAUAUGCUUGGGAAGAUGCCGGCGAAGUUCUGGUCCUCACAGGAAAAGGGGGCCAGCUCCGAGCCAGCAGCGACCCUCUUUACCUUGGUAACGCUGGAACAGCCUCCCGAUUCUUGACCACCGUAGUGGCUCUGUGCAGUCCUGCGGACGUCUCGUCAACCGUCUUGACAGGCAACGCUCGUAUGCAGGUAAGGCCCAUUGGGCCUCUUGUUGAUGCGCUCCGAAGCAACGGAGUUUCCAUUGACUACCUCGGUCCAGGCAAGAGCCUGCCGCUCCGUAUCGAUGCUGCCGGCGGGUUUGCUGGCGGCGUGAUUGAACUUGCGGCCACUGUAUCGUCUCAGUAUGUGUCAUCAAUUCUCAUGGCUGCUCCAUACGCAAAGGAGCCUGUGACAUUGCGUCUUGUGGGAGGCAAGCCAAUUUCUCAGCCUUACAUCGAUAUGACACUGGCGAUGAUGAAAGCCUUUGGGGUACAGGCCGAACGGUCGAGCUCCGACCCCAAUACCUACCAUAUCCCCAAAGGAACAUACAAAAACCCUGCUGAAUACACCAUCGAGAGCGACGCUAGCUCGGCAACUUAUCCACUUGCAAUUGCAGCCAUCACGGGCACCACAUGCACGGUGCCCAACAUCGGAUCCUCGUCGCUACAGGGUGACGCGCGCUUUGCGAUUGAUGUACUCCAGCCUAUGGGUUGCACCGUUCAGCAGACCGCAACAUCAACAACAGUCACGGGACCGGCUCCAGGUGGAUUGCUAGGUCUACCGCAUGUUGAUAUGGAACCGAUGACUGAUGCGUUCCUGACGGCGAGUGUAUUGGCAGCGGUAGCCGCCGGAACCACUAAGAUUAGUGGCAUCGCCAACCAGCGAGUCAAGGAGUGCAACAGAAUUGCAGCCAUGCGAGAGCAGUUGGGGAAAUUUGGCAUUGCUACAGACGAAUUUGACGAUGGUAUCAUUGUGACCGGACAGCCUCUGGAUACUCUCAACCCCCCCGAUGCCGGAGUUUUCUGCUAUGAUGACCAUCGUGUUGCCAUGAGUUUCAGUGUUCUGUCUACAGUGGCCAACGCCCCGGUUACGAUACUCGAACGCGAAUGCACGGGGAAGACCUGGCCGGGUUGGUGGGAUACUCUGUCGCAAUCCUUCGGCCUCCGCCUCAACGGAGAUGACAAGCAUCCUGGGGCCGAAGGUCACCAUCAGCAGGAUCACACGACUCGCUCCGUCUUCAUCGUCGGCAUGCGAGGUGCAGGCAAAACCACGACUGGAAGGUGGAUGGCCAAGUUGUUGAAACGACCCUUCAUCGAUCUUGAUGAAGAACUUGAGCGAAGGUCGGGCAUGACCAUCCCCGAGAUGAUACAUGGCACGAAGGGAUGGGAAGGCUUCAGACGUGAUGAGCUGCAAUUGCUCCAUGACGUUAUGGAGAAUCAGGCAAGCGGUCACGUCUUUUCAUGCGGUGGCGGCAUUGUCGAAUCGCCAGAGGCCCGAAAACUCCUCAUUGCCUAUAGAGAGAAAGGCGGCUGUGUGCUGCUGGUGCACCGGGAUACGAAGCAGGUGGUUGACUAUCUGCUUCAAGACAAAACACGUCCAGCUUAUCGCGAAGAUAUCGAAGAUGUCUACUACAGGAGGAAGCCACUGUACGAUGAGUGCAGCAAUUUUCAGUACUUUAGCCCACAUCCGGCUGCUUCCGUGGCUUCCAGGGACGCGCCGCUGGACUUCAGAUGUUUUGUAGAUGCCAUCUGCGGUGAUGGUUCGAAGAUCACCAAGAUGACGGCCAAGGAACAAAGCUUUUUUGUUUCACUAACGGUGCCUAGUGUCGACUCUGCUGUCGAUGUCAUUCCGCAGGUUGUUGUCGGUUCAGACGCUGUCGAACUUCGGGUCGAUCUGUUGCAGGAUCAAACUCCGGAAUCGGUUGCGAGGCAAGUGUCAGCCUUACGGUCUGCUGCGGGGAUGCCCAUCAUCUUUACCCUACGGACUGUGUCUCAAGGCGGUCGUUUCCCAGAUGAGGAUCACACGCAAGCCCUCAGCCUUUACAUACUUGCACUCCGCAUGGGUGUUGAAUUCAUCGACCUAGAGAUGACAUGGCCAGAGCAUAUCUUGCAGACCGUCACAAAUCUCAAAGGUCGAUCACGGAUCAUCGCAUCGCAUCACGAUCCACGAGGUGUGCUUUCCUGGAAGAAUGGAUCAUGGACCCCUUUCUACAAUCGCGCACUGCAGUGGGGCAGUGUAAUUAAACUGGUCGGCACGGCGCAGUCGAUGGAGGACAAUUAUGACUUGGCGAGGUUCAAGUCCGACAUGCUCGCAUCUCAUCCAACGCCUAUCAUUGCUCUCAACAUGGGUGCUCUUGGUAAGCUCAGUCGCGUGUUGAAUGGCUUCCUCACGCCCGUAUCCCACCCAGCGCUCCCUUUCAAAGCGGCGCCCGGUCAACUGUCUGCUGCUGAAAUCCGCCGGGCAUUAUUCCUACUCGGAAACAUCGAUGCUCAGUCCUUUUAUCUCUUUGGCAAGCCCAUCUCGAAAUCCAGAUCGCCCGCACUUCACAACUCCCUGUUCGACCUGACCGGCUUGCCCCACAAGUACGGUUUGGUUGAGACGGACCAAGCGGAUGAGGUCGCGGCCGUAAUUCGCGAGCCUGACUUUGGCGGCGCGUCAGUCACCAUUCCACUCAAGCUGGAUGUAAUGCCGCUUCUGGAUCAAGUCUCUGAAUCAGCUAAGGUUAUCGGUGCCGUCAACACAAUCAUCCCAAUCCCUCUUGAUGGGAGUCAGAAACGCCGCCUUCUCGGCGACAACACAGAUUGGCGGGGUAUGGUGCAUUGCCUUGAGUCCAUCGGCGUGGCUUCUGAAUCGACUGCAGGCACAACGACAGCUUCUGCGCUGGUGAUUGGCUCGGGUGGCACAACGAGAGCAGCUAUCUUUGCUCUGAAGUCUCAUGGCUACCACCCUAUCUACAUGCUGGCUCGCAACGAGCAGAGCCUGGAGACCAUUCGAGCGUCAUUUCCGGCUGACUUUGACCUUCGAGCACUCGGGGGUCCUGCCGAGGCCUCCGCAUUGGCUGUAGCGCCCACCGUGGUCAUCAGCACGAUCCCUGCAGACAAACCCAUGGACCCAUCGCUGCGCGAAACACUCGAGGUUGUGCUGAAAAGCCCUGUGAGCGAUGAGCGAACCCGUGUGCUGCUGGAAAUGGCAUACCAGCCGCGUCAUACUGCGGCAAUGCGCCUGGCUGAGGAUGCGGGCUGGCGUACGAUUCCUGGCGCCGAGGUACUCGCUGCGCAAGGAUGGCAUCAAUUCCAAAUGUGGACAGACAUCACACCCCGAUUCAUCGACGCCCAAGCAGCAGUCAACGGUGACGUGCUUCCGACUUCUACCGAUUAG
Molecule: messenger RNA, 4725 nt
Organism: Verticillium dahliae VdLs.17
Lineage: Eukaryota; Fungi; Ascomycota; Sordariomycetes; Glomerellales; Plectosphaerellaceae
Product: pentafunctional AROM polypeptide
Exons: 2
Coding region: 1-4725 (1574 amino acids)
Biological process (GO): aromatic amino acid biosynthetic process; chorismate biosynthetic process
Cellular component (GO): cytoplasm
Molecular function (GO): 3-dehydroquinate dehydratase activity; shikimate kinase activity; 3-phosphoshikimate 1-carboxyvinyltransferase activity
Source: RefSeq, a predicted model, not a curated record